Molecule: messenger RNA, 2220 nt
Organism: Thalassophryne amazonica
Lineage: Eukaryota; Metazoa; Chordata; Actinopteri; Batrachoidiformes; Batrachoididae
Gene: mettl16
Product: methyltransferase like 16
Exons: 10
Coding region: 79-1755 (558 amino acids)
Biological process (GO): rRNA base methylation
Cellular component (GO): nucleus
Molecular function (GO): 23S rRNA (adenine(1618)-N(6))-methyltransferase activity
Source: RefSeq, a predicted model, not a curated record
CGUCGCACGCACACAGGAAGCAAGUAAGUUGAAGAAAGUCAAAACUAGAGGAGUUAACGUUGGAGAAACGAUCUGAAAAUGGCUCUUAACAAAUCCAUGCAUCCCCGGAACCGCUACAAAGACAAGCCUCCAGACUUUGCUUACUUGGCAUCCAAGUAUCCAGAGUUCCAACAGCAUGUGCACACCAGCCUCACUGGCCACCCUGUUGUGAAUUUCAAGGAGCCAGAGGCAGUGCGAGCGCUGACCUGUACCCUACUCAAAGAGGACUUUGGUUUGACCAUUGAGAUCCCCUUGGAGCGCCUCAUCCCGACCGUCCCCCUGCGCCUCAACUACAUCCAUUGGGUGGAAGACCUUAUAGACGGCCAGCGCAAACCACGCAAGGGCAUCGACAUCGGCACUGGGGCGUCUUGUAUCUACCCCUUGCUAGGAGCCACAAUGAACGGCUGGUUCUUCCUCGCCACAGAAGUAGAUGACAUCUGCUUCGAUUAUGCCACAAAAAACGUGGAACAGAACAACCUCUCUGACCUUAUUAAAGUUGUCAAAGUUCCUCAGAAGACCUUACUGAUGGAUGCCUUGAAAGAAGAGACGGCGAUUGUGUAUGACUUUUGCAUGUGCAACCCUCCUUUUUUUGCCAACCAGCAAGAAGCUAAGGGGGUAAACUCCAGGAACUCACGGCGGCCUCCUCCCAGUUCAGUUAACACAGGCGGGGUGACAGAAAUCAUGGCUGAAGGUGGAGAACUGGAGUUCGUAAAGAGGAUCAUUCAUGACAGCCUGCAGCUCAAGAAACGCUUGCGGUGGUACAGUUGCAUGUUGGGUAAGAAAUGCAGCUUGGCACCUUUGAAGGAGGAGCUGAGAAAACAAGGGGUGCCUAAAGUGACACACACAGAGUUUUGUCAGGGUCGCACCAUGCGGUGGGCGCUGGCCUGGAGUUUCUAUGAUGAUGUGGUUGUUCCGUCUCCUCCCAGUAAGAAGCGUAAACUGGAGAAGUCUCGGAAGCCCCUGUCCUUCACACUUCCAGAGGCGGGUCUGAAAGAGCUCCAGGCUAAGGCCUCAUCUGUAGGCUGCUCAGCUCAUGACCCUGUGGACAGCGUCACUGCGCUCGUGGAGGAGACGCUCACCAACCUGCGGGUUCUGUACCAACGUGUUCCAUGCAGAAAGCAAGAACAGAGCCUCCUUUUGACAGCUGUGGAGAACACGUGGAUCCACAGACGCCAGAAACGCCGCGAACAGAAGCGCCAACUGCGAGAGCUGCCUCGAGCCCCCUCGUGUGCUGGAACCAGUUCUCAAACUGCUGUGGUCACCGCUGGUCCCAGCACACCCCUCCCCUCUCAAAGUCAGCCUCCUUCCACGCAAAGCAGCGACAGUCAGGAAGAAACGGCUCCUGAGCAGGAGGUGUCAGGUCAGCAGCAGUCUGCAGAACAGAGCCACAAUGGAGCCGCAUCAGAUGAGACAACUAAAGAUGUAAAAGCAGACACAGAAGGAGAACAAAAAGAUGUUUCAGAGAAUACAGCGGAGGUGGACAUGGAGUCUUCUACCGGUGCAGAGACACCGGCUGCUGCAGAGCCGCCCGCAAAGCGCCCGCUGAGCUCCAGCAUGGUGCAGUGCUUCCUCUUUAAAUGUGUGCUGAAUGUGAUGCAUGAUGAGAGGGAUGUUGUGGUUGAUAUGCACUGGGUGGAAGGUCAGAACAAAGAUCUGAUGAACCAGCUCUGCACCUACCUGAGGAACACACUUUUAAAGACGAUCGCAAAGUCUUAAAUGACACGACAGUCAGUUGGUUGUUUUGUUUUGUUGUCUGAGAAUAAAAAUAUAUGUUUAUUAAAGUUAAUGAUAAUAUUGUUUGGAUUAUUAGAAUAAACCCCUCUGGUGAUGAUGAUGAUGUCCACAGGUGUUAAAGUGCAGAUCCAAGGCCAAAUCUGGAAUUUGCCGUAGCUCACAUCUGAAAUGGCAAGUACUUUUUUGUUUAAAGUAUUAUCUUCCACAAAUUAGUACUGAAUUCUGAUUUGUUUGGAAGUUUUCUAUUUGACAUUUCACAUGAUUCCACUGUGCACAAAUUUUAGACAUUUGUAAAACGUUGCUGUGACUCCUAGAGGUUUAUAUCAGAAGAUUGUUGGUUAUUGUGUCAGUGUACUUUGUAGUUUGCCUUUUUAGGUAGUUGUAUACAGUAUUUUGUACUGAAGGUUGGCAAAAUAUUUUGGAAUAAAUGCUUAUUUUUUGCUAACA